Anopheles cruzii is the source of this 1683-nucleotide messenger RNA. RefSeq lists its product as uncharacterized. The transcript is spliced from 2 exons. The record is from RefSeq and is a predicted model, not a curated record. The coding region runs from base 1 to 1683 and encodes 560 amino acids. NCBI's taxonomy places the organism in Eukaryota, Metazoa, Arthropoda, Insecta, Diptera, Culicidae.
AUGUUUAACGAUCGAAAGCCCAAUACGGGCCCUGGAUUCGUGAAGGCCUACAGCAACAACUGGCUCACCCAGCUCGGUGACGUCUACAAAUACGAGUCCCCGAGGGGUGGUGGGCUGCGGAAGCGCGAUCAGCACCAGCACCGUAAGAUCGCCCUCUACAGCAUCCUGGCGAUGGCGUUCGUGGCCUUCUUCACACUGUUCAUGAUCGUGCACGAAGCCGAGCGGCGGAUGCGCCAGCAGGUUAUCGAGCUAAGCUUCGACAACGAAACGUCGAUCGAGCCGAGUGCCGGCGGCUUCAACACCGUCCUGACAACGCCCCUAUCCUCGGGGCUGAUGAAUCAGAGCGCCGAGUCUGCUGAGUCGUCGAUGAAAAGGGCACGCGGCCUGCGAGGCUCCGUAGCUGUUGGCCGUGACGGGUUGGUCCUCCUGCCAGCACGGUUUCUGAAGCCACCGCCGGUAGCGGGUGAAACGGACGCCCGGAGCCGGCUGUCCUGGUCCGGCGAAGGGGAACCCUUGCUGGAGGCCGAAGUCCUCACGACGCCCGAGUCUGCCGUUUCCCGCCGCAGCGAUGAACCGAAACCGUUCCACUUUAAGCCGAUUGGACUGGUUCCGGUAGGGUUCCAGCAGCAGCCGGUGUCGGGCGAAGCGAAUCACUCGUUGGCCGACAGCAUCCAGGGAGUGCUCCGUCAGCUCACGCUGGCCAAACGGCAGCAGCAGCUGCACUACAACUACCACCCGUACAGAGGUGCGAUCCCGUUGCAGCCCUCAGAGUUUAAUCAUCCGGUCCACCAGAACCAUCGGAUCAAGUUCAGCGGGAUCUACCGACAUCCGCGCAAAAACGGUGACAUUACGACCCUGUUCGGGGCCGCAUCGCAGCGCCCUCAGGAGGUGGUCCUCCAGCCACCGCAGCUCAUUAACCAGCAGCUCCAGCAGCCGAUGAUGCCGGACACGCUGUACAACUUCAAGCCACACGACCCGAGCGAUGUGAAUCUGCUGGCCACGGAACAGUUCCGGUUUGCGCCGCAGCCCCGCAACACCGGCUGGCCGCGGGAGGGAAUGCCCUUCUCGGUGAUGCUAAACCUAGAACCGGUGCCCGUCGUACGGCAACCCUAUCAGCCCCGUCAGAAAGGGCGCCGGAAUCGGUUCCGCAAUCCGUGGGCACCUCCCGCCAAUGAGCAGGCCUUCGCGCAAUUGUCCCCGUAUCGGGUGCGACCCCCCGGGAACGUUUACGGCGAAAGUGCCGAGUAUGAGCAGGAGAGCUACUUUCGUCGCAACGGCCCACCGGUUCCGGUUCCGGGCUUUGCCAGCCCGCUGAUUGGUCCGAGUCGGUUGAUGGUCCAUUUCAAUAUCUACCCGAAGCAGACGGCGGCCCAGCGAAAGUCUGAGCCACCCGCCUCGACGGAGUUGAACACGGGAGAGGAACGUCCGGUGGCUCAACCAACGGUGGCCACUUUGCGGGGCGGUUCAUCGACCACCACCAGCACCACCGAAGAGCAGCGAUCCUCCACCGUUCCGACGACGACACCCUCCUCGACGGUGGAGGUGCUCAAAUCGAUCGAGAUCCCGACGCAGAUCAACUUUGACCAUGUGCCGCUCGGUCGGCAUCCACCACCGCCUCGGCCGGAGCACAAUCCUUGGUUGGGCGACGAAGCGACGAACCGGUUGUGGCAGAUCAGCGCCUAA